UACUCUCUCUCUCAGUAGUGGUGUGGACUCUCGCCUUGAAGGACUCCCCCAAAAGAUCUCUUCUCUGCUGCCCGUAGUAAGGAGCGCCUCUGUCGGUGGCCUUACGAACUAGAGAGAGUCUUCCUCGCUUCUUAUUAAAAAAAAGAUACGAAACUCCGAAAUUACACUUUCCUUUUGUUAUUUCGUGCCGUUAGUGAAAAAAGGAGGCCGUGUCUUUGAUAAGAUGGAGGAGAUUGGCAGCCAGUGCGCGAGGUUGAGAGUGGACCCCUCAGUGAUGACGUCACGCAUCCUUCUACUCCUAUUAAUGGCGAUGGCGGCGCCCCUAGUCUACGGUGCCCCAAUGCCCAUGCCCUCAGAGUCUGAUUCUCCUUCGACGGACAGCAGAAACUCCUUGGGGAUGCUCGUCAUCACGCCUAGGGCGCCCGGACUAGCAAGGGCUAUCUUUCUUACAGAUGACUCGGACAGCGACGACGCCUUCACGCUUCUCUUCUCCAGGGGCAUCAUGGCCGAGAUGGCUCCGUCGGUGGAAAACAGAGGCCUCCUUUUUUCCCCAGACCCGAACAUCAUCGUCGUCAGAGGCUGCAGGGGAAAUUACCAGGAGGAUCCUUCGGGAGCCUGCAGGCAGAUCUUCGCCUUCCCAUCCUACCCUCCCAGGACGCCCAGGCCCAGCAGGAUCCCUUCAGCCUCGAGGUUUCCUCGCCCUCGAGUAGUUCCUCAGACACAGAGAGAUUUGGUCAAGCGGUUCAACACCUCGAGGCGUCAGAACACCUGGUUGGGACGUAGCCUGAGCAGCGGCAGCGACGAGAGAGAUUCCUCUUCUUCAUCGCCUUCUUCUCGCUCCUCUUCUUCUUCUUCUUCGGAGCCUUACGAGGACAACGCCCCGACGGGGCUUCCUUUCAUACACUCGACCACGCCAGCCACGACCACCACGACUCUCAGUACCACUACGCCGGAUUGCGACGACUGAGUUCGUUGCUUUGUUUCCGCAAAAAAUUACGAUUAAUUCUCAUGAUUUUAAAGUAUUAUAUAUAUUUUUUGAAUUUCAAGGUCCGCAGUACGUUUAUUUUGUCAUAUAGCUUCAUUUAAAAUGUGUCCUAGCAAGUUACUCGGGUUAGAGCAUGCAUCUGGUGAUAUAGAACACGUUCAGCCCUAGUUAAGAAAUAGGCCACGCCUCCUGGGUGGUACAGUUGCCAUAUACCUCCUGGUGGAAGUUUACUGUCCAUGCCUAAACCCUGGUAUUAAAAAAAUAAGUUUUUAAUAGGUUUACCCUGUAAGAAGAAAGCUCUAGUACUGUGAUGGAAUAAAGAUAUCCUGGUCUAAUAAUCGUAAUAUAAAUUAAAAUGCAGAAUCACACAGGCGCUGUGUUUGUUGCUAUAUAAAAGACUCAUAUGAAAGACCUGAUUGAAAUAUGAUUGUGAAUUAGUAAUACAUGUUACCUGAUGCAGCAUUAUUCGUUGUAUCGGAGAACUAAACCAUGGUCGAAUAUAUUUCAUAAACUUUUGGAAAGCAUGAAAACCAGGAACAAUUGGCCUGCUCUUAGGUUAUUACCCAUGAGACUGUAAAUUUAGAUCCAAUACAUAGAUACGUUUUUGUAUUUGUGUGCGUUUAUUUGUGUAAAUAAAUUUGGUAGAUAGCAGAGUGUGUACAUAAUUAUAGGUAGACAGAUAGUUAGAUGCAUAUGUAGCUGUAGAUUGAUAGACACGCAGGUGUACGGAUGUAGUUAGUACUGGGUACAAAUCUAAGUGCUUCCAUUGUACAAAUGAGAAGUUUGAUAUUCUUGAACACUGCGGAUAAGUGUAAGGCUUUAAGAACCUUUCGGCAGUUUGGGAAUAUUUUAUUGAUGUUUUUUCCUUAAUCCAUCAUGGCAAAAUGACCGUCUGUGGACUUGUUGAAAACAUCUUCCACUUGCCAAGUACCUCUCUGUGCAAACGUGUUAUCAAAGUGCAAGAUGUUUAGAACACUUUCGACGAGGAAAGUUAAACAUUAACUUCUAAUGUUUAAAAUCUCUCUCUGAGUGGGCGACUGGCUCCUUUCUAUCCCGGUUGACUCAUUCUUCUUCAGGGUACGAAACAUCCUCUUCCAGUGUUCCAGACAUUUUGUUCCUGACUGAGACGAGAAAUUAUUUUUUGUAAUAAAAGUUACCAAUAGAUUUAGCGUCGUGUUGAGAGCGUGUGUGUGUGUGUGUGUGUGUGUGGUGUGAGCCUGCGUGCGCACACGUGCGUUGUGUGUGUUUUGUAGCGUGUUGAAAAGGAGUUUUUUUAGAUUUUUUUAAAGAAGAGUAAAAUUAUUUAAAGAUCUUUGUAUGAAAGGACACAUUCCAAGCAAACUUUUGCAGAAGUCUAAUCUUACCGACCCUGUUCAAAAAUCAAGUUGAUUAGUCUGUCGUAAAUUGCUGUGUACAAUGUGUUAUAGUGUACAGUCACUAUAUUUUCACGAUUUCCUUAAAAAAAAAAAGACAUACAGUCCCCAUACUAUAACGACAUAUCACCACCUUAUUCAGAACAGACAAAUUUCAGGACUUUUUUUUUUUUUUUUUUUUUUUGCUGAACCAGAACAGAUGUAACUUUACCACACUUUUUAUUGAAUUAAUACGUUUUGACCCUUAUCUCGACUUUAGCCUCUUGUGCAAUUUAGGGGAAUUCAGGAACCAACCCCCCCCGCCCCUAUUCCCCUCCUCCUCUCCAUGAAAAUGAGGUUUUUCUCUUAUUUUCUUGACUUUUUUUUCCUUGUCAUUCGGCAUUAUUAGAACCAUAGGGACCUCUUACUUUUAAAAGUGGCCCUGUCGCCUCUUCCACGCGUUUGACGACUUCAGAUAUCAAUAUUACUAUAAAGAAAGGAAUAUUUAUGUACACGAAAUCCUUCUUGAAGUGAAGGAAGGUCUGCCAACUCUCUUUCCUUCGUUGCAAUCCUACAUAUUUCCUACAUCUGUUCUUCUCUUGGAUCUUCGAGACAGAUUCCAACGCUGAUUAAGAAUCGAAGAAGUAUUAUCUCUCUCAAAGCGACGAAAGUAUUGUUUCUUAGUAAAAUGUGGACCGUGUUUUUUUUAUUAUUUACCAAGGCCAAAGAUUGCUCUUUUAAAAUAAACAAUAAAAACGUAAUUUCGCAAGUUAAGUGUUGGCUUGAGUUAACAUGAAAUCAUUAUCAUUCUAGUUUAAUAGAUAUGAUUAGAUGUGCUAAGUAACUUAGAUUUGCUGCUGUGAAUGUAGCUAUGAAACAAUUUUGGAUAGAUUACAUACCACACAUAUGUAAUCAUUACGUACUUGGGCAGAAAGAGAGAGUGAGAGAGCGGAAAAGAGAGAGCACUAGGGAAAGAGAGGACAAUUUUAGACCUAAAUGAAAACCUAACACUUACUUUUGACGCGUCAAACGGUCAGACCACACAUUGAAAAGACUUUUCGAAGGCUCCGAAGACCUCGACUUCCCCCGUUCGCUGAAGACCGAAAGAAGAUGAUGGGAGGGACGUGGUAUGUUAUUUGUGAUAUUCACUCCACCUGUUCUUGUCAUUUGAUGUUACCAUUUGCCGACGUGCAAUAAAAAUGUGAUUUGUAUACAAGU
Macrobrachium nipponense is the source of this 3555-nucleotide messenger RNA. RefSeq lists its product as uncharacterized. The coding region runs from base 224 to 967 and encodes 247 amino acids. NCBI's taxonomy places the organism in Eukaryota, Metazoa, Arthropoda, Malacostraca, Decapoda, Palaemonidae. The transcript is spliced from 5 exons. The record is from RefSeq and is a predicted model, not a curated record.